AUGGGUUGGGAGAAGGAUUCCAUUUCGAGCCAGACUUUUGGGACUCUCCAAUCUCCGCUCACCUCACUCGGCAGUAUUAUCAGCAAGCGGAAGAGGAAGCGCGAAUGGCUGCCCGACGUCGACGAGGGUCAUCUGGAGCACAUCUGGAAGAUGGAAGAGCAGAAAAUCCAGGACCGACAAGCAAGAAAAGUAGGAGAGGAGAUCGGCUAUCUCUACUUUGUGGGAGUGGACGGAUUGCUGAAAUGGAAGGAUGACUACUUGAGAAGCGAUCGCGGAUUGGUGUACAGAAAGAAGAACACGGAGCCUGAGUCUGACGGAGUCAUGUCAAUGUCCGACUCUGGAGACUCUGACUCUGAUGAUAGUAGAGAGGAUGAAUACAAGGAUAGGGGCGAGGACGAAGAGGACUAUGAUGAAAUGGACAUGGACAUGUGA
Messenger RNA from Parastagonospora nodorum SN15, 432 nucleotides. RefSeq lists its product as hypothetical. The coding region runs from base 1 to 432 and encodes 143 amino acids. The record is from RefSeq and is a predicted model, not a curated record. The transcript has 2 exons. NCBI's taxonomy places the organism in Eukaryota, Fungi, Ascomycota, Dothideomycetes, Pleosporales, Phaeosphaeriaceae.